Molecule: messenger RNA, 426 nt
Organism: Parastagonospora nodorum SN15
Lineage: Eukaryota; Fungi; Ascomycota; Dothideomycetes; Pleosporales; Phaeosphaeriaceae
Exons: 2
Coding region: 1-426 (141 amino acids)
Source: RefSeq, a predicted model, not a curated record
AUGUCUUCUAUAACAAUGAUCUCAUCUCUAUCUCCCCUUCUCCCCACCCCCCGAAAACGCCGCCGCCCCUCCACCCUCUCUCCCACCUCGCCAUCUGACCCCGUAGUCGGGCACGUCACCGCAGCAGGCAAGUUCCGCUGCUCCGAUACCACCUGUGCAGACCUGUCAUUCGGGCGGCAAGCAGAUUUCCGGCGGCACUACGAACACGCGCACGCGGCGAAGAAGAUGGAGUAUUUCUGCACGGUCGAUGGGUGUGCUCGGAGUCAGAGGCCGGCUGGGGGCGGGAGGAGUAAGGGGAGGAGCUUUGGGAGUCGCGAGGAUAAGAUGAGGGAGCAUGUUAGGACUGUGCAUGAGAAGGGGGUGGGGAAGAGGAGGAAGGUGGAUGAAGAGGAUGGGGAGAGUGAGGGGUGGGUUGAGGAGAUGUAA